AUGGGAGGUGGAGAGCAUCCUCCUACUAAAGUGCUGGUGAUUGGCGGCUCAUACGCUGGCCUUGCAGCAACAACCACACUUCUCGAUCUCUGCCGUGGCAAAAUGUCAACUGGCUCUAUCUCACCGGAGGGCCUCGACACCAAAUCAAGAUUCCCUAUUAACAUCACCCUCGUCGAUGAACGAGACGGAUUUUACCACCUCAUAGGCUCACCUCUCCCCCUUGCUUCAGAAUCGUACUCCAAGAAAGCGUGGAUGAAGUUCUGCUCCCUCCCGGCAUUACAGGUCCCCAAUCUCAAGAUCAUUCAAGGUUCAAUCACAGCAGUCGAUUGCGGGAGAAAGGUUGCAACGAUCAAAACGAGCAGUGGUGGAAGGGAGGAGGGAUACGAUUAUCUCAUCGCAGCGUCCGGAUUGAGACGUGUGUUUCCUGUUGUGCCGCAAUCCCUUAGUGAAAAGGCCUACCUGCAAGAAGUGAAGGAGCAGGUAGAAAACAUCAAAAGUUCGAAGGAAACGAUCGUGGUAAUAGGUGGCGGUGCCGUCGGGAUAGAGAUGGCUGCUGAGCUGAAACUGGUCCAUCCGAGUAAGAGUGUGAUGUUGAUUCACAGUCACGAGAAACUUCUCUCCGCCGAACCUUUACCAGAAGACUUGAAAGACAAGACACUCGAAUUGUUAGAAGAAGGAGGCGUUGGGGUGUUGCUAGGACAGCGCGUUACUUCCGCCAAGGAAAUCAAGUCGGUCGAUGGGGGCAAGGUGUAUAAAGUCGCGUUAGGAGAUGGAACGGAGUUAUCAGCAAGCCAUGUCAUCUGGGCUAUCUCAAAAGCCGUGCCCACAACCACUUACCUCCCUCCCACCGCACUAGAUUCCAACCAACUCGUCAAAAUCGAUGCAAAGACGAACUUCACUGGCGGUAUUCCAAAUUCUGCCCACCAUUUCGCAGUAGGAGAUCUCGUCUCCUGGUCCGGAAUCAAGCGCUGCGGUGCCGCCAUGGCGAUGGGUCACAAUGCAGCCUUCAAUAUCCGUCAGCAGCUUCUCGAAGCGCGGACAGUAAAGAAAGCAGAGUUCAUUGAGUUUCCAGAGAUUCCGCCUAUGAUUGCGCUCGCUGUUGGCAGGAAGGCUAUAAGUUAUAGUCCGAACGCCGGAACGGAGGAGGGUGCUGAGGUUAUGAGGAAUUUCUUUGGGGACGAUUUAGGGUUGAAGAUAUGUUAUGAUCAUUUGAGGUUGGGUGUUGAGUCUUCGUAUAGUUUAGCAGGAAAAUGA
Hyaloscypha bicolor E is the source of this 1254-nucleotide messenger RNA. Its product is annotated as FAD/NAD(P)-binding domain-containing protein. The record is from RefSeq and is a predicted model, not a curated record. Gene Ontology annotation, cellular component: cytoplasm. Gene Ontology annotation, molecular function: electron-transferring-flavoprotein dehydrogenase activity; flavin adenine dinucleotide binding. The coding region runs from base 1 to 1254 and encodes 417 amino acids. Lineage: Eukaryota; Fungi; Ascomycota; Leotiomycetes; Helotiales; Hyaloscyphaceae. The transcript has 4 exons.